AUCACCAUUUCUAAAAAAAAAGACCCCUAGUUCGACCUUCACUUUCGGUAUUUCUUACAUUCCAUUGUUCUACAAAUAGAGAGGUUAUGUUUUUUAGAUAACUGUAGCAUCUUUCUUCAUUGUUAAUUGUGGAUCGAGCGUCGCUUUUAAUCUCAGUAUUCGUGUUGUGAGUUGUGUGUCUAAUUUCUAGUGUUGUUACAAUUUUUAUUACAACCUGACUCUCUUUAUUUGUUGUGAUUUUUGAUUACGUAAAUAUAAUUGAAUAAUAUCAAAGAACUGUAUCAAUAUGACAACCGAAAAAAUUAAUUUGAUUGGUGUUCCAAUAGCUAAAAUUAAUGGUCGUAAACUUCCCACUAUAAAAGAAGUUUUAUUAUUAUUUUUUUAUCAUCACAAAGUUCUUCAUCUAAAAGUCAAUGAAAGUGCAAAAAAAACUGCAAAUAUAGUUCAAGAUUGUUGGAAAAAUUUACAAAUUUUAACCUCCGGGCUUCGAAAUACGAUUAACAAAAUACUUGAGUUUUUCAAAAAAUGGCAAUUAUUGCAGUGCAAUAAGAAAAGAAUAAAAUCACAAGCUCAAAAACAAAAAGAAGUGAGUUUUGAACAAAAAAUUCAACAGUUAUUUAAUAUCGCUGGAAAAAACGGUCUAAGAAGUUUGAAUGGAGAGAUCAACAACUUUUCGGCUCAGAAACUAUUGAAUCAACCAGAAAUUUCUGAUAACUCCAGUUCACCAGAAACUUCGAGAAAAUAUGUUGAAAUUAUGGAAACCGAUGAGAUAGAAAUAGAUUUGGUUAAUGAUAAUAAUAAUAAUGAAAUUACACCUAGUCAAGAGUUACUAACAUCGUCGCAGUCAACUAUCAGUCAAAUUUCAAAUGUUUCCGAUUUUGAAACAGAAUUGUUGUCUGAAAAAAAAAUACCAAAAAUAAACAUUAUCACUCCAAAUUUAGCAGCUGCGCUUGAUCGUGCAAAUGUUAGCAACAGAAAUGCUACAUAUAUUUUGGCAGCUACCUUACAGAGCGUUGGAAUAGAUCUUCGGAAUGUUAAUUUAAGCUAUAAAACUAUCCAACGAAAUUGUAUACUUCUUCGAAAAGAAAUAGCUGAAGGUUCAUUGGGAUGGUAA
Cotesia glomerata is the source of this 1114-nucleotide messenger RNA. RefSeq lists its product as uncharacterized. Bases 287 to 1114 code for a protein of 275 amino acids. The transcript is spliced from 3 exons. NCBI's taxonomy places the organism in Eukaryota, Metazoa, Arthropoda, Insecta, Hymenoptera, Braconidae. The record is from RefSeq and is a predicted model, not a curated record.